Molecule: messenger RNA, 2124 nt
Organism: Pantherophis guttatus
Lineage: Eukaryota; Metazoa; Chordata; Lepidosauria; Squamata; Colubridae
Gene: RAP2B
Product: RAP2B, member of RAS oncogene family
Biological process (GO): Rap protein signal transduction
Cellular component (GO): membrane
Molecular function (GO): GTP binding; GTPase activity
Source: RefSeq, a predicted model, not a curated record
GGUGCGUCCUCGUGCCUAAUGGGGUCGGCAGAAGAAGGGGGGAAAAGCGGGUGGUUGAGCAAGACCCCGCAGCCCAGCUGGGCGCAAGUGAGAAAGGAAUGGCUCGCGGCGGCGCAAGCGGGGCUGGGGCGGCGCGCGCCUGGCUGAGGCGCUCUGCUCGCUGCCGGGACGCGAUCGGAACUAGCGCGCGCCGCCUCCACGCCACCCUGAGCAGCAACAGCAGCCGCCGCCGCCGCCGCCGCCGUCACCGCUUCCCUUCCUCCCCCUGCUCCUCCUCCUCCUCCUCCUCCUCCUCGAGCUGUUGAGGCGCAGGUUUUGCCGGGCGAAAACGUCUCCAAGCUCCCGUCGCGACUCGUUUCAUUCCGCCUGGGCGCUGGGGCGCAGGAAAAGGCGAGAGACUUAUUCUUGCCCCGAUAGCCGCCUCUCCUGCUCUUGCUCGUCGCCUCAGCUCCUGCCCGUCGCUGCCGCUUCCCGAGUGCUUUCUCCGCCUCAGCUCCAGCAAAGAAAGGAAGCCUCCUUUCCGUCGGGGGGGACGGCUCCUUCUUCGCUCCCUCCCUCCUUCCUCUCGCCUUGUCUCUCUCUCUCUCUCUUUUUUUCUCCCUUCCUUUCUGAGGGUGGGAGGGGAGAAGAAUAGGAGCCCGGCGAAGGAAGCCAGCCGCGCUCAGCCCGCCCGCCCUGGGUGUGCGUGAAAGAGCCAUGCGAGAAUACAAAGUGGUCGUGCUUGGCUCUGGCGGGGUGGGCAAAUCCGCUCUCACCGUCCAGUUCGUGACGGGCUCCUUCAUCGAGAAGUACGAUCCUACCAUCGAGGACUUUUAUCGCAAGGAGAUCGAGGUGGAUUCCUCGCCGUCGGUACUGGAGAUCCUAGACACGGCCGGCACGGAACAGUUCGCCUCCAUGCGGGACUUGUAUAUCAAGAACGGGCAGGGCUUCAUCCUGGUUUACAGCCUGGUGAACCAGCAGAGCUUUCAGGACAUCAAGCCCAUGAGGGAUCAGAUCAUUCGGGUCAAGAGGUACGAGAAGGUGCCCAUGAUCCUGGUGGGCAACAAGGUGGACCUGGAAGGCGAGCGGGAGGUCUCGUUCGGGGAAGGCAAAGCUCUGGCCGAGGAGUGGAACUGCCCCUUUAUGGAAACUUCAGCCAAAAACAAAGCCUCGGUGGACGAGCUCUUUGCCGAGAUCGUCCGGCAAAUGAACUACGCUUCCCAACCCAACGGGGACGAUCAGUGCUGCUCUUCCUGUGUUAUCCUCUGAAAAGAAAGAAAGAAAAAAAAACUAGGGUGGGGGAAGAGCACAGCGGCGCGUUGCUUUAUGUGGUGUUUUUUUUUAAUUAUUAUUAUUUCCUUUCCUUUCUUUUACAUUUUGAAAUUUAAAAAAAAAAAGGUUUACAGCCAACAGCACCACAAGAAAAGGUGGCGGCAGCUGGAGCAGCAGUGUUGUCAUUCUGUGAAACUCCCAAGCCUUUGAAACAAAUUUUUGCAUUACAACCCGGAUCCCUUCCAGGUUAUAGUUUAUAUACUCAUGCUGCUGCGGGUGGUUUGUCGGUGUCAUGAGUACGCAUUGUCUCUCGUUAACAUCUGAUCCCUCCCAAGGAAAAGAAAAACUACAAAAAAAAAAAAAUAUCUCUUUGGAAAUGUGGCGCUUUCCGCAUGUACAUGCCAGCGGUUUGAUUGUUGCUUAUUUCUUGUACUUGCCUCAGUUGGGAGGAUUGUAUUGGCCAUUGAUACACCAGUAGGAAAAGUUCCUGUGUUGUUUGCAGCAGGGGCAGCGGGAGGGAAUUAAGAAUUGCAUUAUAACUGGAAGAUUAAACACGCAGAGACACACCUAUAAGAAUCGAAGGGAAGCAUCGAAGGAAGGAAGUACAUGUGGAGGAAGUUCAAAUCUUUCACACUUGUCAGCCUGAAAUUAGCUAGUGAUUAGGCAAUUUUUGAUUUUGAGGAUUUCUAUGCAAAGUUGGAAUAUUUGUUACCAUGCUUAUCUCGUCCGAAGAAGUAUUGCACAAGUACUGCCUGGGACUUUUAAUAAUACUGAUGCCAAUACAGCGCAUGAGGUGCCACAGAAAUAUCUGCUGAUUACUUGUGAAAUCUAUUUUGUUUACUUGUUGUAUUGAAAGGGAAGGAAUGAAGAGCA